Molecule: messenger RNA, 1068 nt
Organism: Heterobilharzia americana
Lineage: Eukaryota; Metazoa; Platyhelminthes; Trematoda; Strigeidida; Schistosomatidae
Source: the annotation of a GenBank genome assembly
AUGACUAACGUAACAUAUAUGCCUCAGAGAUUUAUCACACUGAAAGAUAUUGUCAUAUUGUGCAAGGCGACUCAUUUAAUUCAUACUCUUAAAUCAAAUGAGAAUGGUCUCCAAUUACGAUCGAUUUUCUGGUGUCAACUGGAUCAUCGCACAGAUGAUGCUCCUAUUACUCCUUGGGUACGUGGAGAAGUUAUUCAUGAAGGAAUGGUCCCUGCUGAUAGAGGUUAUGUACCGAAAAAUAUCUUCGGCAGACGUUACUUCACAAGUGGUAAUUCAAAGUAUUACAAUGGGGGCAAUGGAGCUGGCGGUGGUGGUUACUUUCACCAAGGUCGUAGAGGUGGUCGUGGGAAUAAUCGAUACUAUUAUCAUGCAGGCCAACGCAUUUACUACAAUAAUAAAAAUGGAAACGAAAAUAACUACAGAUCCCGAUGUGCAUCUGUUCAUUCUUUAUGUGCAUCUCCAAUGUCACUUAGUCAAUCACAGAUCAGUAUGGUAGACUUCGAUAAGCACAGUUAUUAUCCAUAUUAUAAAAAUGAUGCGACACGUCACCAACGUCAUCGUUUCUCAAAUUUCGCUCAUAACAUGACUAAUGAACAGCUGAUGGAUGAAUAUAUUGAUGACUGUCUGUCUACAGACAUUGAACAAUAUCAAUUGAAGUUGGAUAUGGAUAGUAGUUUGUACGAUGGAUACGGUGCAAAGAUAAUGAUGAAACGAGCGGAUAAUAUUGAUAAUUGGAAUAGAUCAUCAUCUCCAUCUAUGGAUUCCGAUUUACUGUCUAUUGAUAUCAGCCAGUCGUCAUCAACAAAUAACCAGUUUUGUCAAAGAGUUGAUGGAAAUCCUGAAGAGGAUUAUCAACGCUUGAAAAGAAAAAGUAAGAGCUCUUUAAACCUAUCAACACCAAAUGUUAUUGCAAAUGAUUGUCACAUUGAUAAUGUUCAUGAUGAGGACCAUGUUCACGAUAAUACAGAGGAAAAAAAGAACUGUAUGGAUGAUGGUAAAUCUGGAAACAUGAAUGAUUAUCAUACUCUCGUAUGGGGUGAUCUGCGUGAAACCAUUGGAAAUAAUUAA